Messenger RNA from Schistocerca nitens (vagrant locust), 513 nucleotides. RefSeq lists its product as uncharacterized. Bases 50 to 376 code for a protein of 108 amino acids. The record is from RefSeq and is a predicted model, not a curated record. The transcript is spliced from 2 exons. NCBI's taxonomy places the organism in Eukaryota, Metazoa, Arthropoda, Insecta, Orthoptera, Acrididae.
CAGGAGUGCAGCGGAGAACACAACACGCAGGUUCUUUGUGCGACUGGAAAUGCUCUACACCGCGGACGAAUAUAAACCGGAGCCACACAUCCCGUUGUAUCACUCGAGAUGGCUGCCUCAACCAGAACCGUUCUCCUUCUCUGCUUGGCCUUUGCGGUUGUGGCCGCGGUGGCGCAGGAGUCUGCUGACGCGCCGCCACCAGCGCUCCCUAGCGGGGGUGCCGCAAGCAACCAGGAGCCGGUGCAGCCAGUGGCAGGCGACGGAGCUGCUGGGGACCAGGCGCUGCAAGACCGCUGGGGGAUAUCUGCGAGCUUCCAUACCGGCUGAGCAGCCUACUGCCGCGUCCAAGAAAUCAGAGAGCUCUGCUUUCUUUUAAACUUUUCUAUUUCUUCUACAGUUUAAACAUUUAACAUUAUUCCUGUUCCUGUAUCGAAAGGGACCUCUUCUUUUCUCAGAAACUAUAAAUGAACAUGUGUUACAAAAGAAUAAAUAAAUUUUAGCAUUCAGAAAGGU